ACCGUUCACGGGCGGGCCUCACUCAGGCCACACUCCCACUCCCACUCCCCUCCACCACCGUCCGUCGUAUCACCCCCGCCUCCACCGCGCCCCUCGCACGCCCAUGGCGGAAGUAGUACUAGUAGCGCAGCACCAGCACGCGGCCGCGGGGGGCGGCGACGCGCUGGCGCUGGCGGCAAUGCGUGGCCGCGGCGAGGUGGACACCUCCUCCCAGUUCGAGUCCGUGCGCCAGGCCGUCGGCCGCUUCGGCGGCGGCUCCGUCUCCCCGUGGCGCCACCCGCAGCCCCCGCCCUCGCCGCCGCCGCUCCAGCUCCGGCCAGAGGAGGUAGAACUUAUGAAAGUUGAGGAACAGACUGUCAAAGUCGAGAUGGGGCUCUUUGUUAAGGAAAGCGAAACAUUUAAAGUGCUGAAAGAGUUAGAGUCAACAAAGCAAGUUAUUGAUGACUUGAAGUUACAGAUAGAGAAGGUAACAUCAGAGUGUGGAAAUGCAGCAAAAUGCCAUGCAGAUACCAUGAAUAUACAUCCACCUCCUGAUAUAGAAGGGAAACUGGACGGCCACACCGAGCCACUGAUCCAGAGCAUAAAUACCGUACAGUCUCCAUUUACCACACUGAUGAAGCUGAAUCAGGCAAAAGCAUUCCUGAACAUGGAUACUGUCAAGAUGUUUAAGUGCCAGAUAGAGGAGGAGAAAGCAUCCCUUGAGAAAACCCGUGAAAGGUUGCAGUUGAAUAUGGAGAAAGCUUCAGCACUGGAAGCAGAGUUGAGCAAAACUGUCGCGCAGCUACAAGUCGCAAAAGACCCGAAACCUGUCCUUGAACCUUAUGAUAUAUGGCUGCAGAUGAAGCAGUUGAACGCUGAAAAAGAUAAGCACAGGAAGAUGGUCGAGGAUUCAAGAUUGGAGAUCGGUGAACUAACUUCCACAAUUGAGCACACAAGGUCUAAGGCGAAGACUCUUCAGUUCAGGAUCGUCAUGGCCGAAAAAUUGAAGGAAGCCUCAAGGACGGGGGAAGCUUUUGCCCUCGCGGAGAUGGGAAAACGGGGCAACAUGGAGGACCCAGAGAGUGCUACAUCCGACGUCACACUUUCUGUCGAAGAACACUCCAAACUUGUGCGUGAAGCAGAAGAAUCAGAGGUUGCCUCGAGGAACAGAAUAGGCGCGGCAAUGCAGGAGCUCGAUCAGGCAAACGAGGGCAAGCUAGAACUUUUGGAAAGAGUGGACGAGGCAAUGGCCGCCUUCGAGACCAGCAGGAAGGUCCUGGAGGAGGCCCUGAAGAGGGAGGAGGCCGCGAACAAAGCCAAGGUCGCAGCCGAAGAUGCACUCCGGAGGCUGCGGUCCGACCAAAUAAUCCUGAACUGGCGACCGACCGGCAACAGCAACAGCAACAGCAGUAAUGCUGUGAAGUUCAAGGCCUCAGCAACGCCGACAAUACCACGGAAGUCCGGCACGGGGAUCUACGACGUGAACGGCCUGAGCCUGGUGGCCACCACGCCCAAGAGCACCAAGGCCAUGUCCAUCGGGCAGAUCCUGAGCAUGAAGCUGGACUGCGAGUUCGAGACCGCCGCCACCGGGAAGAAGACCGCGGGGGCAGCGACGAAGAAGAAGAAGGUGUCGCUGGGGCAGAUGCUGAGCCAGAAGUACGACAUGUACUCGCCGAUGAGGAUCGACCACGACGGCGCGUCCCGCAAGCAGUUCCAACCCAGGAGGCGCAGGCUGGGGUUCGUGGUGUACGCGCUGCUCCUGGCCAGGCAGAAGCACAGGAAGAGGCAGCAGGCCCGGGCCUCCUCCUGCAGCGCCAAGGUCGUGUAGCGUUGUGGUUAGUUAUCUUCCCAGACCGUAGUACUACUACUUUAUUACGUACUACUUAGCUGCGUUAUUUUACAGAUGGAAUAAAAUGGAGUAAUAGUGCCUGUGUAAUUAGUCGGUACAGUGCUGUAUAUGCUAGUGUAAUCAAGGUGGAUGAUUAGCAGCUGCUCCUGGUUCAGCCUACAAUUUUGGUGUGUAAAACUAUUUCUCCAGGGGCUCGCUGAGGAAUACUUACCCAGGUUUGUUCA
Molecule: messenger RNA, 2052 nt
Organism: Hordeum vulgare subsp. vulgare (domesticated barley)
Lineage: Eukaryota; Viridiplantae; Streptophyta; Magnoliopsida; Poales; Poaceae
Product: WEB family protein At2g38370-like
Exons: 2
Coding region: 104-1807 (567 amino acids)
Source: RefSeq, a predicted model, not a curated record